AUGUCGCAAUCAGACCCAUCUGCUCACAGUCCGGCCCCUCGGCAACACGACAUGAAGAGAGAGAAGCUGCUUAAGGGGAGAGAGGAUUUGUUGGCGAUUGUUUCGGCGCAGCUGCUCCUUAGGGCUGAGCGGGACGAUCUUGAGACGAGGAAAAGACGGAUAUGGGUUGAUGUCGGCGGUGGCACAGGCUAUAAUAUCGAAGCUAUGUCCAAGUUUCUCGAUGUACCCAAGUUCUUCGACGCUGUUUACAUGGUUGAGUUAGUUCCUUCACUAUGCGAGAUUGCUAGGGAACGGUUUUGCGAGCUCGGCUGGACAAACGUUCAUGUUAUCUGCCAGGAUGCCAGAGCGUUUCGUCUGGAAGAUUAUGAGCUCCCGGACUCUGGGUAUGCGUCUAGCCCGGUAAACUCAGGCCAGGCACAGCGGGGUCAUGAAGAAGGGGGAGCAGACUUGAUCACUCUAUCAUACAGCUUGUCGAUGAUUCCAGAUUUUCACGCCGUCAUCGACCGGUUCUCGAAUCUCCUCUCACCCCACGGCAUCAUCGGUGUGAUCGAUUUCUACGUCCAGUCUGAAGCCGACGCGAGUGACCGGACGUACACUGGAGGGCUCUUCGGCCGCCAUGUUAACUAUCUGAGCCGAACCCUCUGGAGAGCAUGGUUCGAGCUCGACUGGGUCGGACUUGAACCAGCUCGUCGUGACUACCUAGAAUAUCGCCUGGGGACAAUUCUCACCCUCAACCUGCGCAACAAGUCAUUAGGGUCGAUCCCUUACUACAUCUGGAUUGGCUGCCGCAAGGACCCUACCGUCGCGUGGUUUCAUCAUGGAGCGGCGGCAGCUCAGUCCCCUCUCUGGAUUAGGAAAGGCAAACAGAAUGACUCAAACAAACUCAACCUCGAGGGCAGGAGAGGCCAGCCAGAUAUUCCGCCAAAGGUGCUUGAACUUGCCUUACACAACCUCUCUGCGAACCUACCUCUUCCUGCGGCCUUCUACCAAAACCAGCCGUGGCGAGUCUACUACGACGAUCGGCUGGAGAGGUACACACAGUUCAGCGACGAGUACAUCUACUCUUUUACGUGGGAGGACUCCGAGGUUGACCAAGCCCUCCUAAACAUCGGCCCCGACGACACCGUACUAGCGAUUACCAGCGCAGGCGACAACGUCCUCUCCUACGCCUUACACAGCCCGGCCAAGAUCCACGCCGUCGAUCUAAACCCCGCCCAGAACCAUCUUCUCGAGCUCAAGCUCGCCGGCUAUAUGGCCCUUCCCUACUCAGACUUCUGGCAGCUUUUUGGCGAAGGCAAACAUCCCGACUUCCGGUCCUUACUCACCUCCAGGCUAUCAGCCCACCUCUCCAGCCGUGCCUUCCAAUACUGGCUGCACCACGCCAACGUCUUCAACCCCGCCGCCGGCCGUGGCUUGUACGACACUGGAGGCAGCAGACACGCCCUGCCUGCCAUCCGCUGGGCCUCCCGUCUUGUUGGCCGCCGUAAGGCGGUGAAGCAGCUUUUGGAAGCGCCGACGCUCGAAAAGCAGCGCAGUAUAUGGAUAUUCAAAAUGCGGCCUGCGCUGUCGAGUACAUUGAUCAGCCACAUGCUAGUUCAGUCGGAGGGGUUUCUUUGGAAAGCACUGGGCGUGCCCAAGACGCAGUUGGCCAUGAUUGAGGAAGAUUAUGCCUCUUCGUUUGAGGAACCGAUGUUUAGUAGUAAAAGGCAGAGGGGGAAUGCCUUGUAUCAGUACAUGAUGGAUACGCUGGAGCCCGUGUUUACGCACUGUCAUGUGGCGAGCGAGAAUCCGUACUAUUUUAUUUCGUUGGCUGGUACCUACACCCCACAAUGUCAUCCGGAGUAUUUGGCGCCGCAAGCACACGAGAAGUUGAGUCAGAGGGGUGCGUUAGACAAGAUACGUAUUCACACGGAUAGUCUGGUUGACGUCCUGGAAGAGUCACUUUCCCCUGGGUCGUUGACGGUGGCGGUGAUCAUGGAUUCGAUGGAUUGGUUUGCUCCCGGGGAUGAGACAGCGGUGAAGCAGGUUGAGGCGUUGAAUAGGGCGCUGGCGAUGAACGGGAGGGUGUUGUUCAGGAGUGCGGCGAGAGUACCAUGGUUGCUGAUCUGGAAGGGGGACGAGCUGGAGGUUGACUUGAUGGGGAGGAUGGUGGGGAGGAGACAUGAGAUGUUUGCGGGAGGAGGAGAGAAGUCCGUGAGUCCGAAGGGAAUCCGCCUUGGUGAGGAGAAUGCCUGA
Molecule: messenger RNA, 2235 nt
Organism: Thermochaetoides thermophila DSM 1495
Lineage: Eukaryota; Fungi; Ascomycota; Sordariomycetes; Sordariales; Chaetomiaceae
Exons: 4
Coding region: 1-2235 (744 amino acids)
Source: RefSeq, a predicted model, not a curated record